Messenger RNA from Pan troglodytes (chimpanzee), 7493 nucleotides. RefSeq names its product kelch like family member 3 (gene KLHL3). Gene Ontology annotation, molecular function: protein binding. The record is from RefSeq and is a predicted model, not a curated record. The coding region runs from base 1237 to 2904 and encodes 555 amino acids. The transcript has 15 exons. Lineage: Eukaryota; Metazoa; Chordata; Mammalia; Primates; Hominidae. Gene Ontology annotation, cellular component: cytosol. Gene Ontology annotation, biological process: protein K48-linked ubiquitination; monoatomic ion homeostasis; renal sodium ion absorption.
GAGGAUGUGCAGGGGGAUAUGUUAUGUGCACUUUUGUUGCCAACCAACACCACAGGUGCAGAACUAUUCAAGACUUUGAUUACAUAUCAGAAAAACGGAAUUGGUCAUUUUGUGUCGGCAUAUGCACAGACAGAGUGGCUGGUAUGACUGGAUGGCUUUCUGGUUUCACUACUCAAGUCAAAGAGGUCACUUCUGAAUGUGAGUCUAUGCACUGUGUCAUCUACAGAGAAAUGCCGGGUAGCCGAAAAUUGUCACCUGAACUUAAGGUUUUACAGGAUGUGAUUAAAAUUAUCAAUGACAUUAAAGUGCAUGCCCUUAACUCAAUGUCUGUUUGCGCAACUCUGUGAGAUGUGUAUAAGAAAUGAGAUGGCUUUCUAAAGGUAGAAAACUGGCCAGAAUUUUUGAGUUAUGAGAGCCACUCCAGAGAUUUCUUUUACAAAAACAGUCACCACUAGCAGCACAUUUCAGUGACGUAGAAUGGGUGGCAAAACUUGUUUACUUGUGUGACACAUUCAACCUGCUCAACAAAUUCAAUCUGUCACUUCAGGGGAGAAUGACAACUGUGUUCAAAUCAGCAGAUAAAGGGGCUGCAUUGAAAACCAAACUGGAAUUAUGGGGGCGAUGAGUGAACAUUGGGAUUUCUGACAUGUUUCAAACAUUAGCAGAGAUUUUGAAAGUGACUGAGCCAACGCCUUCUUUCUCCCAGCUGGUGCAUGAUCACCUAGCUCAGCUUUCAAAAGAGUUUGAGCUUUACUUGCCAACCACAAAAAAAUCCCUGAGCUGGGAAGGAAUGGAUCCACCACCCAUUUGUGAAUAAGCCAGAAGAAUCGACUUUGUCGAUACUAGAAGAGGAUCAACUGCUUGAGAUUGCAAGUGACGGCAGCCUUGUACGUUUGAGACAACUUCAAAUCUCCAUACAUUCUGGAUGGAAUAUCCUGAGAUUGCCACAAAAGCACUGAAAAGCCUGCUUCCAUUUCCAGCAUCCUAUAUUUGUGAAGCAGGGUUUUCUGCAGUGACAGCAACCAAAACUAGAUUAUGGAGUAAACUGGACAUAAGCAACACACUUCGGGUGUCACUGUCUCCCAUCACCCCCAGAUGGGAACCGGCUAGUUGCGGGAAAACAAGCUCAAGGCUUCCACUGAUUCUACGUUACGUGUCAAGCUGAGCUCCCAGACUCUGAUACAGGCUGGGGAUGUUGAGAAGAACCAGAGGACGAUCACUGUCAACCCUGCCCACAUGGGGAAAGCAUUCAAGGUUAUGAAUGAACUGCGGAGUAAACAGCUGUUGUGUGACGUGAUGAUUGUGGCAGAAGAUGUCGAGAUAGAAGCCCACCGUGUGGUCCUGGCAGCCUGCAGCCCCUACUUCUGUGCGAUGUUCACAGGUGACAUGUCUGAGAGUAAAGCCAAAAAGAUAGAAAUCAAGGACGUGGAUGGGCAGACGCUGAGUAAGCUGAUUGACUACAUCUAUACUGCUGAAAUCGAGGUGACUGAAGAGAAUGUCCAGGUGCUGCUCCCGGCAGCCAGCUUGCUGCAGCUCAUGGAUGUUCGGCAGAACUGCUGUGACUUCCUGCAGUCUCAGUUGCAUCCCACCAAUUGCCUGGGAAUCCGUGCGUUUGCAGAUGUACACACCUGCACUGACCUUCUGCAGCAGGCCAAUGCCUAUGCAGAGCAGCACUUUCCAGAGGUGAUGCUAGGAGAAGAAUUUCUUAGCCUGAGUCUGGACCAGGUGUGCAGCUUGAUAUCCAGUGACAAGCUGACCGUUUCUUCAGAAGAGAAGGUGUUUGAAGCUGUGAUCUCAUGGAUCAAUUAUGAGAAAGAAACCCGUUUAGAGCACAUGGCAAAGCUGAUGGAACAUGUCCGACUUCCUCUCUUACCUAGGGACUACCUAGUCCAAACGGUUGAAGAAGAAGCUUUGAUAAAGAAUAACAACACCUGUAAAGACUUCCUCAUUGAGGCCAUGAAAUACCAUCUCCUCCCUCUGGAUCAGAGGCUAUUGAUUAAGAACCCAAGGACCAAGCCCAGGACUCCAGUCAGCCUUCCCAAGGUCAUGAUUGUGGUUGGCGGCCAGGCACCCAAGGCAAUCCGCAGUGUGGAGUGCUAUGAUUUCGAGGAGGACCGGUGGGAUCAGAUUGCUGAGCUUCCUUCCAGAAGAUGCAGAGCAGGUGUGGUGUUCAUGGCUGGCCACGUGUAUGCCGUGGGAGGGUUUAAUGGCUCACUGCGGGUGCGGACAGUGGAUGUGUAUGACGGCGUGAAGGACCAGUGGACGUCCAUUGCCAGCAUGCAGGAGCGCCGGAGCACACUGGGCGCAGCAGUGCUCAAUGACUUGCUCUACGCAGUGGGAGGCUUUGAUGGCAGUACUGGCCUAGCAUCGGUGGAAGCCUACAGCUACAAGACCAACGAGUGGUUCUUUGUGGCCCCGAUGAACACGCGGCGGAGCAGUGUGGGUGUGGGCGUUGUGGAGGGGAAGCUAUAUGCUGUUGGGGGUUAUGAUGGAGCUUCCCGCCAGUGUCUGAGCACUGUGGAGCAGUACAACCCAGCGACCAAUGAAUGGAUAUACGUGGCGGACAUGAGCACCCGCCGCAGUGGCGCAGGGGUUGGAGUGCUUAGCGGACAGCUGUACGCCACAGGUGGGCAUGAUGGGCCUUUGGUGAGGAAGAGCGUUGAGGUUUACGAUCCUGGAACAAAUACCUGGAAGCAAGUGGCAGACAUGAACAUGUGCCGGCGCAACGCAGGGGUCUGUGCAGUAAAUGGGCUCCUGUAUGUGGUUGGAGGGGAUGAUGGAUCCUGCAACUUGGCUUCGGUGGAGUACUACAAUCCUGUCACUGACAAAUGGACGCUGCUUCCAACGAACAUGAGCACGGGGCGGAGCUAUGCAGGUGUUGCCGUGAUUCACAAGUCCUUGUGACCCAAACUCCCACUGCCAGGAGGUGGAGGAAGGAGCAGGUGCUGCCUGUGACUCUGAACAGCAGGACCUUGGUGACUGGAUUCAACUUGCUUGGGAGGGUCUGUGCUGCUGUGAGAACCGCUCUCCUCUGACUUGGCAGACUGGUGUUGUUCAUCGCAGUGUGGACACCAUUACCCACCCCGGUUCCCCUGAGGUGCUCUGGCCUAUGCCCUGAGCAAGGGGGGUCUUGACAUCCCCAGGCAGCACCUUUGGGCUUUGUUUUGGUGUUUCUACAGGGACAAUACAGACCCUGGAGUGUGUGUGUGUGUGUAGACCAUGGUGUUUCUCUAUGUUUCUCUAAGUUGGGGGGUGAGCGUGUGUGACAGUCUACUGGAUUUCUUUACUACUGAUCCUUUCGCUGUGUUAAAAAUCAAGUCACAGAGACCUCUCUUCUGGAUUUGUCCCAUGGGGACCCUGAGACUACUAAAGCUGCUUUCUUCUGAAGGUCCAGUUGGACAGUCUGGGAAUGUCCAGAAAUAACCAGUGAGAGGGGCAGUUCUCUGGCCACACCCACUUAUGUACUUUAACUACUGUGACUUUGUCUGCAGAAGAGCUGGAAAAUUCUCGAAGCUGCACCAUGUCCUCUGUGUGCUAGAAUAAGGGACAAAUGGGUUCCCUGUGCUUCUCAGCUCACUGUUUUUCCUUGAGUUCUCCUACAGGAAGCAGAUGAGAACUGCCCAGUCUUCAGGUUUAGGCCAUUGGUCUUUGAUGUCAUAGAUUCCAGGCCUGGGAGAUGUUAUGUCUCUUCAGCUGGGAAAACUAGCUCUUCAGAGAAGCCUCGGGUAACACUGAAAAACAAAACAAAACAAAACAAAAACAGGAAAAAAACAAAAAACCAAAGUGGUAAGGAUUCAGUUCCUGCCUAUAAUGGUCUCAGAGAGGGUCCUACUUUUAGGUUUUCCCAGGACAGGACAGUCCCCGUUUAUACUUAUUAUCCCGGUUUAAUUAUUCACAGCACCCCAUUUUACUCAGAAGUGUUCUGGUCUGGAGGAUAAAUAAGAGGUCACCCUCCUCCAGACCCAAAGAUAGAUUUGUGCCUGUGUUGGAUGGGGGUCGUGUGUGAUUCAGAUGGACAUUGGAUGGCUUCAAAGGAAUAUACCACUAGAGCUGGCCCUUGGCACUUUGUGACAGUGGUCAAGUCUGUCUAAUGUCCUUGUCUUCUUUUUCUUGUGCUUUCCCCCUAUUCCAGGGUGUGCACCCUCUCCCCAACCCCCAAGAACCCCACUACUGCUUUCCCUGUGAGGUAGGAGAUAACAGUGGGCCCUGGAUUUGAGGCCUCCUAAGAUGUGCUUGCAUUUUAAAAAGGGAGCUUGGUGAGAGCUUUGCUAAUUCACAGGUAAAAAUUAUUAACGAUAGAACUUCAAGCAUCUUGAGGAGCGGGCAUUUGAGGGGGCAUGGAGUAAUUUGUAUUUAAAAAACCUUAAAGUUGUGCUGUUCCUAAACUAGCAAAUUGCUCAUGCUGAAAUUCCUGGCAUAAGCAGGGGAAGUCUUGUGUCUGGAGAAUAGUCUCAUACCUUGCAGUCUGGGACACCCUCCCUACUUUGAGAAUCCACCUACAGGAAGCCAAGGAACUUUAUAAGUCCUGAUGUUGGACUUCUGAUACGACUGGGCUACUUCCAAGCAGGUGCUGCAGGAGAUUGGCAUCCCCCAGCCCCUGCAGUUAGAAACCCCGAAGUCUUCCCAGCCAGUGAGCCACUUUGUGUAUUUACUGUAUAUGUAUUGUGCCCUAAAUGUGCAACUCUCCUAAAGACAAAACUUCUCUUUCUGAUGUUAAGCACAUGUUACUUCAACAAGAUGCUUGGAGAACAACAAGGUACCCAGAAUUUUUAGAAGCCUUCAGAAGAGGCUAAAAUAUCCAGCUUUGGGGGACCUGGAAGAAAUGUCUCCAAAGGAAGCAAGGCAUGUUUUAGUUGAGUGCUCUGGUCUCACUAUGAAGUGGGGAUGACUGUGGCUUCAUAACUCUACCUGGCUGUGGGUUGGAAGCUGAUGGAAUGAGAAAUGUCCUUUCUCCUUCUCUGAGGAAAUUUUGAGACUUGUUUCGGUGUGUCUGUGUGAUGGGGAUGAGGCUGGGGUUGGGAUCUGAUGUAUGCCAUUCACAGAAGCUCUCAAUUUCAGAUGAUAGGUGAAUUCCCUGCCCCUCCCCCACCACUGAGAAGCUAGACUUUCAUGCGGGAGAGGCUACUUUUAUGUGUCGUCUUCCAGGGAAGGGUCCCUCCACUGAAAGCUAGCCAGUCAUGUUUUCUGUUUUUGGAUUUUUGCAAUUGGUUUCACCUCAUGUCUCCCUCCCUACAAAGCACUGCCUCUACUGGGCGUGCUGCCAAGGCCAUGUGCACUCCAUCCUCAUGUGUCCUUUUUCACGGGGACCAGAACACUGGUACGUCAUCACCAAAGCCAAUCUGCUCUAGCUGCCCACAGAUGCCACCAAAACCUGCUAUCUCUUCAUCACCAGGUACGAUUCUCUUUCCACAGUGGACACAGCAGGCUAUUUUCUAGUUUGUGCUGGUCACGUGGUAGAUGAAGCCUCUUACUGCCCCACUUAGGGUGGCCACGGCUGCUUGUGAAUGCAGCUUUGCCAGUGGCAUAUCUGUCAUCUGAUUGCGGUGGUGAAAUGGAAUUGAGGCCCAAGGUUAGAAGCAGCCGAGACGCCACUUGGAUACUGAUUUGAACAAUGUAGAAGUCAGAUUCUGAAUUCCAAAGUUAUUUCUCAUAAGUACCCAAUGGCAUCUCUCCAUCUACAAAGUUGCAGUAUUAUGCAAAUAAAACUGACCUCAUUUUCUGCUAUGCAAUAAGAAUACUUCAUUCUAGUUCCUGACAAGCCAGUUGCAAUAUCCCCUAAGAUGCUUUUUGAGCUGUCUUACUUUGAUAUCUGUUGUGUAAUGUUUGUAUAUUUCUGAGCCAGAUCCUUUCAAAGAUUGCCUUUUUAUAAAAUUGAAGCUAUAGCUUUUAGGCUAAAAUUUUAACGUAGAUAUUUUUAUAAGAUAUUUUUUUCAAGAGUUUGAAUCGCUUUUUAUUGUCCAUGAUAAUGAAAUGUUGUGUUCUUUGCAUCAUUCACUCUCAAACAUAGUUCAUGCCUGUAGCUCUCUUCCUUUUGUUUCUCACCCUUCAGAAACAUAUUUUUCAGUAGCUCCAGGUAGAUGAGCCUUUUUUUUUUUUUUUUAAAAUACCAUAUUCAAGGGAGUCUGCUGAAUUUUAAAACACAGUCACUGGUGUUUCUUGAAUUGCUAGGGACUGAUGUUAUGUUUGACUCAGCACUUGCCCGUCUGUAUUGAUUGUGUCUUUUUUUUUUUUUUGGAGUCUGCUUUCUGUGGGGGUGAGGCCGGGCUGUCUCGUGGUGGCUCCCACUGACGGGCACUGAGCCUGGCACCCUGUGGCAUGGAGAAGCCUCAGGGAAAGGCUUGCCCCCCCAGCACAUACUCCCAUAGUGUCCUAGGUCCAGCCGACCAUUCCUUAUUCUCUUCUAUCUCCUUGUUCAUCUGAAGCUUCCAAUAGCUUGAGGCCUUUGCUGCUGGAUGAUGCCCUUUUUGGGAGCAUCUUGUCUCUAACCUUUAAAAGAGGGGUCAAUCCUCAUGAUCCCUGUGUGUUAAGCAUAUGCUUUGCAGGUGCUCACACUACACUUACAACUUGCUUCUUGAGCUAUGUCUCUACUCCAGGCUCUGUUUUGUGUAUUUAUCUGCCAUUUGCAUCAUGGUUUUUAAAAUUUAUUAUUAUUAUUAUUAUUGUUGGGACAGGUGCCAUUUAAAUUGCCUCCAUGCUCCCCAUUUGCACCUAGCUGGAUCAAGUUGGGAGGCUGAGCAAACUCAUAUUCCAGUUAGUUGGAGUUUUUAAAGGCUCUGUUUGCCUGGAGAAGCAAGGAGGUUAGAAUGUAAUUUUUUUAAGCGUUUGCACUAUUUAGAGUCCUAAGCCCCUCAUGUUCAGCUGUGCUGUGUUUCUACUGACCAAGCAGGAGAGCCAGCAGCACUUCCAGCAUUUGGGAAUGGAAGAGAUUUCUUCUGUAGUGGAUAAUUACAGCCUCAUAGCCCCUGUGCAGCCUUCAUCAUGGGAGUCAGUGACUCAUGGAUAUAGCAUCAGCCAUGGCAGGAAUGCACAGGACUGUGGCAUUUGCAGCAUCAAAUCACCCUAGUGCCAUGUUUGGUUAUGAGAUUGUAAAUUAUUCGCUCCCCCGUCCUCCCCUCCCCUCAUUUUCAGUGGCAAUAGAGGACCCUUGUUGUACUUCUUGUUUAAUUUGCAUAUUAUGUGUAAAAUGCUUUCGUUGAAAGAAAACUGAAGACACUGAAUGUGUAUGUCUGUGUGGGUGCUCUGUCCCUGUGGUUGUCAUAGCCAGUCAGACUUGAUCACUGACACCCCGUACAACAUAUUGCAUAGGUAAGAUCCUCGAUCUGGUGUUCUCUGUGUGGCUGUUAGGGACUGUAUAUCUUGUAAAAGAACACUUGUCACAUGCUUGAUCAGUUACAGCAAUAGCUGAAGAAACAUUUCCUCAAAUGUAUUAUUUUAACAGGAAUCAUGUUCUAAUUUCCCAUCCUUUAAUUUUAAUAAAAGCUGAACUGUGUGAA